Molecule: messenger RNA, 219 nt
Organism: Ostertagia ostertagi
Lineage: Eukaryota; Metazoa; Nematoda; Chromadorea; Rhabditida; Trichostrongylidae
Source: the annotation of a GenBank genome assembly
CACUCCGCGAAAGAAUUUCGACGGCAGUACACUGUGCUCGAGGAGAUCGGCCGUGGCGGUUUCGGUAUCGUCUAUCGAGCUGUCCGAAUCGCUGACGGUCUGCCAGUGGCUGUGAAAUUUCGCGAACACAAAGCCACGUCGCGAGAGGAACCUUACAGGCAACCAAUUGAUACCCUCGGAGAGUAUGUCAUCUGGAAACGUGCAGCGAUGUCCCGGGUG